Molecule: messenger RNA, 880 nt
Organism: Paramuricea clavata
Lineage: Eukaryota; Metazoa; Cnidaria; Anthozoa; Malacalcyonacea; Plexauridae
Source: the annotation of a GenBank genome assembly
AUGGCUUUCACGCUUGAAGAAGCGAUCGACAACGAAAUUUUUGCUUUGGACGCUAGUGGAAUAUCAGAUGAAGAAGAAGACUUGGACAGACGUUUGGUGAUGUCAGAUAGCGACCCAAGGCAAGUAUUUUCAUAUUUUUAGCGAACAGAUGUUUUCAUGUCAUGGCCGAAGGAUUAAAUUUACAAUCGACGCAACGUGAACUUUGACGCAUAUUUUCCAUAAGAAUUUUGUCUCUAGUCUAAGAUCUGAUACGAAAUAUAAUAAAUAUACAAAUAAUCGAUGUAAUAAGGCAUUUAUAUGAUAGUUCUGUCAUUUAUAUUGCGACAAAAAUCAAAGGUUUGAACCGAUAUCAAAAUGUGUGAGCGUCAUGUUGCACACGUGUCAUAAGUGGGCAUUUAAAAAAUUAAUUUAUGCAUUUUUGUUUAUAUGAAGUAAAAUAAUACCAUGUAUCAGUAUGUUUAUAGUAUUUUAUUUUUUUAUAGUGAUGAAGAACCUGCUGAUGAAGAAGAUGAUGAUUUUGAAGCAGAUGACGAGGAUCCAGAUUGGGAGGAGGAUGGUGAUUUAGGGGAGGGUAGUGGUGGUAGGGGCCGAUCCCCAAUUAGGAGACGGGCUGACUCCCCUAAUGGUACUUCUGGCAAUAGGGGAAGGGGCAAUAGGGGAAGGGGCAAUAGAGGAAGGGGCGGUAGGGCCAGGGGCGGUAGGGCCAGGGGCGGUAGGGCUAGGGGUGGUAGGGCCAAGGGUGGAAGGGCUAGGGAUACCAGGGCCAACAGUAGUAGUAAAUCUUAUGAUGAUGCGGACAUUAGGAAUACCCUCCCUCCCUUUCAACCAAGCCGUCCGCCAGGAAUUCAUUUUGAUAGGCAUGUCUUGCGGGGAGGAAUGA